Myxocyprinus asiaticus (Chinese sucker) is the source of this 2712-nucleotide messenger RNA. Its product is annotated as regulator of G-protein signaling 9-binding protein-like. Lineage: Eukaryota; Metazoa; Chordata; Actinopteri; Cypriniformes; Catostomidae. Gene Ontology annotation, cellular component: neuron projection; photoreceptor outer segment. Bases 564 to 1292 code for a protein of 242 amino acids. Gene Ontology annotation, biological process: detection of light stimulus involved in visual perception; G protein-coupled receptor signaling pathway. The transcript has a single exon. The record is from RefSeq and is a predicted model, not a curated record.
CUGACUGGCUAUUCCACUCGCAAGCUUUUAUUAGGUAUAUAACCAUCACCGAAGACGGGUGUGUAACGGAUUAUUUCCUUCGGAAAAUCUCAGCAUCAACAUCGUCGUACACGAAAAUAACUCCACGAGACAAGGCGCAUUUAGAACGUCCGGACGUUUGUUUCCAUUUCAUUCUCGGAAUGCCUUCGUGAUGUCAUACGAGUUUUCAAAUGAACACCUGUUAUCUUUCAAAUGGACGUCUGGCGCGCGUUAAUAUUUCGCAGAAAGACGAGGGGCGAACGUUUUCAAAUUCGCGGACUGAAGCCGUCUAAUCUCCGGCAGCAGAACUAAAGCCGUUUAGGGAUCCAUUUAGUGAUAAACCCGACAGCGAACAUGAAUGGUGAGCAAUUUGCGAGAGCGAUGUUGACUGGAUUUGUAUGGCUGCUCUGCUCCCGUGAAAACUAGAAGAGACAACCAUCGCGCGCGUUGUUAUUGAUAAACCUCGCGAUUGCGUCUUUCCAACAGCUGAUAUUCACAAGUCUUGGACUUUUAUUUAGAAUCCACGUCUACAUAGUUUCGCAGACAUGGGCAAAGACGAAUGCAAAACCAUGUUGGACGCCCUGAACAAAGUGACGGCUUGCUACAGGCAUCUGGUGAUCGCUUUGGGGAGCACGUCGGAUUCUCAAAACCUACGAGAGGAACUUAAAAAGACCCGCAAAAAAGCCCAGGAGCUGGCCGUGGCCAACAGGACUAAACUGACGACUCUUUUGAAAGACAAGAGCAUCAGUAGAGAUGACCGCGCCGAAUACGAGCGCUUCUGGGUGCUCUUUACCAGCAGCAUGGAGCUCCUUGAGGUGGACAUGAAGCGGUCCUUGGAGAUCGGGCAGGAUUUCCCACUCAAAGUGCCAACAAGACACUUCAUCCAAACGGGCAUGACCGGCAGCACCACGACCGUGGCGGCCCGAGCCAUGAGCGUCCAAAACAUGAAAUAUGAAGCGGACGCCAACAUCGACACCGCAGAUCUCAAAGAGCUGGAGACCGAGAUCGCUCUGGUGGACCAGAUGAUGGAGGAGAUGGAGAUGAAGGUGCAGGUGGCGCCGUGGGCUGUCGAGGCGAAACAGGAAGCCGGCGCUGAGUUAAAGUCCACCGUCAGUGUCGGAAAUUCGUCGGUCGGUGUCAUCUCGAUUUGCGAGGAGGAACCCAAAGAAACGGUGGAAACAGAAACUGAUAUGAUGAAAGUAUUCGCAGGCAUUAUAUUCACUGCGGUUUUAUUAAUUGCUGGGAUUCUGGGCUACCUGGUGAUUAAUCUUUGAGCAGCGGGUAGUGACUGUAAUGUUAAUGGGUGAAGAUGGAUAAUUGGCCUGUGUAUCAGGAUGGCACUGACUCAGGGCUUAGAUUUUCGGUCUGAAUGUACAUGGAGGCAGCAACAUGUUGCUUCAGUAGGCCUGUGAAUUUGUGGAGGCAUGUCUUGAUGUCAUGAUGCUGGAGAUCACCUCGCCAACAUUUUGAUGGGAAGCAUUGGUAAAAUACAUCAGUUUUUGAAGGGAAUAGCUAAAAGGACUGUCACAAUCCAAUGGCCCAUCAUUCUGGUCGCUCUACAACUAUGGAGUUAUACUUGUGCCACAAUUCUGUGCGCACAAAAAAUGUUCUGAUUACGCAAGAUUAUAUUUUGAGCAUGCAAAACGUAUUUUGCAGGCAGAGUGGGUAGGAGGAGAAAGCAAAAUGUAAGAAUUAUGAGCGAAUUCACAUUCAAAUAAACUUUAUUCAAGCGCAAAAUUGACUUUCAUUUGCUCAAAAUGAAUUUAUCUUUGCUGAUGAGUUCAAGCAUGUGCAAAAUAACUUUUUGUGCGCUCAGAAUAUCAUCUUGCGCAUGCAGAACAUUUUUUGUGCACUCAAAAUAUCAUCUUGCGCGUGCAGAAAUUUAUUUGUGUGCUCAAAAUAUAAUCUUGUGCGUGCAGAAAAUUUUUUUGCACUCAAAAUAUCAUCUUGCGUGUGCAGAAUUUUUUUUUGUGCGUGCAGAAAUAGUUUUUGCACUCAAAUUAUCAUCUUGCGUGUGCAUAAUAACUUGUACACUCAAAAUUUCAUCUUGCACGUGCAGAACAUUUUUGUGCGCUCAAAAUAUCAUCUUGCAUGUGCAAAAUAAUUUUUUGUGCGCUCAAUUUCAUCUUGUGUGUGCAGAAAUGUUUUUUGCACUCAAAAUAUCAUCUUGCUUGUGCAAAAUAACUUGUUGUACGCUCAAAAUUUCAUCUUGCAUACGCAGAAAAUUUUUGUGCGCUCAAAAUAUAAUUUUGUGCAUGCAGAAUUGUGGCACAUAUAUAACUCCAUAUACAACUCCUAAACUGUAGGCAACAGAUCAUGAUCAGGUGUGAAUGUUUUAUUAGCCAAAAAGAAAUUUACUACAUCACUUGAGGCUUGAAGAGGACUUAGUUGUAGCAUAUUUGUCACAGUAAUUGUCACUCUCCUGGGCAUAUCAGUAAGUGGGUAUUUCAUCACUGGAUGAAGACCUACAACUUGAAGUUUACAACUUUUAGGGCACUUAGGCGACAACAAAGGGUUCUGCAUAUCAAACCGAUGUUUGUUUCUGAGUUUAUAUAGAUCAUAGUGAUUCACACCAUCCUUGUUAGUCAUAUACUAAGCAGACUGCCCAUCAAUGACUGUCAAAAUGGGCCUUACAGUGGGUGUCACUGCAUUCUUGUCCAGUCAGUGUACAUAAAAUAUAUUUAUUAUAAUAAA